UCCAAAUUCUCUCCUUCACACAAGCACACACAGAGAGAGUGAGAGAGAGAGAGAGAGAGAGAGAGAGCAAGAGAGAGAGAUGAAAUAAUCAAGAUGAAAUAAAACAACUAUUAAGAGAUAUCUGAAAACUGAACGAUUCCACUCUCACAUUGACUUUGACAAGGGAAAACUCCACUGAUUAAAAAGUGUGCAGAAGAACUUGCAGCUACUUGCGGACACUUUGCAUCAUCUGAAAAGCGUUUAAAAUCUGAAAAGGGUUUCCGUGUGUUUUGUUUAUAAUUUAUACUGUACAGAGGUGUGUGCUCUGGUGGGAGUGUGAUAUCUCUUCUGAAACGAGAGCAUGCCGGUGAAGCUUCGGUCCAAGCACGAGCGAGUACUGGAGUUCCGCUCCGUAAAACGAGGGGCGGGGAUGGAAUAUUCAUAUGAGCGCGCGUGACGGCGGCUGUUUUCCAAUGCACGCAGAAGCUCGCAACUCCUCCGCAGCUCCGCACCUCACAGUCCAAACCAGCGGGCGCACCGGGACCUGCCGCCUCCAUGCGGGUGCUCUGCUGAUUCUCGAGUCAGUUCAGUUGGUUUAUUUUCAUGCUAUUAUUUACACUGUGUUGCUCUCCUAAAUGCGUUGAUUCUUAGAGCUCGGACUCACUUUCCUUAUUUUUUUCUAAUUUUCUCCCUUUUUUGGAGAGAAGAAAAGACUCUUGCAAGCAUGUCCUAUCCUCAGGGUUACCUCUAUCAGCCUCCGGGCUCUCUGGCUCUCUACUCCUGCCCGACGGGAUACGGUGCUUCGGCUUUGGCCGCCCCCAGGAGCGAGGACUUGGCUCGGUCUUCAUCGGGAUCUGCUUUCAGCCCGUACCCCGGCUCGGCCGCCUUCUCUGCCUCAGCCAGCGGCUUCUCCAGCCCGCUAGCCUACCCCACCGACCCGGCCACCGGGCUUCCGUCGUACAUGGGCUCACCAUAUGACACGCACGCAACGGGCAUGGCGGGAGCGUUAAGUUAUCAUCCGUAUGGCUCCCCCGGUUAUCCCUACCAGCUGAACGAUCCGGCCUAUCGCAAGAAUGCAACGCGGGACGCCACGGCAACGCUGAAGGCCUGGCUUCAGGAGCACCGGAAGAACCCAUACCCUACCAAAGGCGAGAAGAUCAUGUUGGCCAUCAUCACUAAGAUGACCCUCACGCAGGUGUCCACCUGGUUCGCCAACGCCAGGAGGAGGCUGAAGAAGGAGAACAAGAUGACGUGGGCUCCCCGGAAUAAGAGCGAGGACGAGGAUGAAGAUGACCCCGAUGGUGAAAGGAAGGAUGAGCGCACGGAGAAGAACCCUGACAACAGUGAAACCUCUGCUGAGGAUGAAGGCAUCAGUCUGCACGUGGACACCCUAACUGACCACUCGUGCUCAGCGGACUCGGACGUGGAGAAGGCCGGUUGCAGGAUGGGAGACCUGGGGUGCGAGUCUGGAUCAGAAACUAAAGACAAAUACGGGGAUAACAUGCGUGACACCGCCAGCGAGGAGCGACCCCGAGGCCUAUCGCCCAAGCCGGUGACACCUUCUCCGCUGGUUGGGGUAGAGGCCCCUCUUUUAAACCUACACCACCGGGAAGACUCCAGAAACAACAGCAUCAAGAGCUGCAUGGACAGCCGCGUCACGUCAGAGCAGCACACCACGGCUGCCAAACCCAAACUCUGGUCUCUUGCGGAAAUUGCGACUUCGGACUCAAAGCAGCAGGUGGGACAGAGUGCGCACCCGACUUCCGGACUGUUGACCUCCAGCGCCUCUUGCGCGUCCCCGGGCAGCGCGCUCUACCCCGCCUCGUCUCUCCUCGCGCGGCCUAUUUACUACACCUCCGCCUUCUACAGUAACUACUCAAACUACGGCAACUUUGGAGCUCUGCAGGGACAAGGCAUCUUACGUUACAACUCCUCUGGCCUGGCGACAGAGGGACUAGCGCAGUCUGUUCUCAACGCCAACGCGCUUCAGAAGCAGUGCGGCGACCCGCUCCUAAAAACGAAUCCAAACCACACUGAGCAACACUUCAGAUCCGCACAUGUAGAACCCAAGAAAGGUAGGUGUCACACUUGCUUUGAAUAAGGCGCCUGAACCCAUCCUUCCAAUUAUAUAUAUAUAAAUAUAUAUAUAUAAAUCUAUUUGCUCUUUUGUGGACCCCAUCUUUAAAAAAAGGACUGCGGCCAUGACCCCAAACAUCUCACCUACCCCUUUUACAGAAAUGUGCUUUUUCAGAUGACGCAAUUAUCCUGCUAUACACGACUUUCCUGAAAAACUGAAAUAACGCUGAUCUCUCAGGAGUCUAGUUUGCUUCAUCGCCACCAUGUAUUGUUGUAUACUUUCAAGUGUGAACUUUAAUUAGACCUACUCUACAACCUAUUUGUAAUGAAUACAUAAUGUGGAGUUGGACUUGACUAAAAGGGGGGUACAUUUGAUAUUUAUUUUUUUAAUGAUGGCGAAAGCCAAUAAUUUAUGCAAGUUGUAUUGCAAUGGAAACUGAACAUUGUUUGUAAAUAAAUUAUGAUUGUUUUUUUAUUAUUUAAAUCGCCGAAAGUUACACAAUGUUGUUAACAAGAGUACUUUUACUAAUUUAUAUCUUUGAUUGUAAAUAAACGCGCGCUAGUCUACACUAGCAUAUGCGAACUAUCCAUUAUUUAAUUGCGUAGUUUUGUUUGCGUAAAUCUCUCUUUAUUUUUUAUUUUGUUUACAUUAAAAUGCAGAUUGGUCUUUGGAUUUAUUUCACAUGUCUACGAGGGAAGGUAAAUAUAAGAUGUAAAAAAACAUCAUGUUGCAUACAUUUAUAAAGAAUAUUUAUCAGACA
Molecule: messenger RNA, 2816 nt
Organism: Clupea harengus (Atlantic herring)
Lineage: Eukaryota; Metazoa; Chordata; Actinopteri; Clupeiformes; Clupeidae
Gene: irx2a
Product: iroquois homeobox 2a
Biological process (GO): regulation of transcription by RNA polymerase II; cell development; neuron differentiation
Cellular component (GO): nucleus
Molecular function (GO): DNA-binding transcription factor activity, RNA polymerase II-specific; RNA polymerase II cis-regulatory region sequence-specific DNA binding
Source: RefSeq, a predicted model, not a curated record